Messenger RNA from Colletotrichum siamense, 822 nucleotides. RefSeq names its product putative feruloyl esterase. NCBI's taxonomy places the organism in Eukaryota, Fungi, Ascomycota, Sordariomycetes, Glomerellales, Glomerellaceae. The record is from RefSeq and is a predicted model, not a curated record. The transcript has 2 exons. The coding region runs from base 1 to 822 and encodes 273 amino acids.
AUGGACAUAUCUCGAAGAUUCGCUGCCCUUCUCAUAUCCCUCCUCACCCUCUCCCUCCCCUCGACCGCAGCUGAUGCUGGCAUCUCACAAUGCCACCCCACCAAAUUCACAUUCCCCCCUCUCCCCGGCGCAGUCCACGUCCGUACCACCGCCGCCGUCGUGCGGAACUAUACCGGACACGCGGGCUGGAUGCCCGACGCCGCCGUCUCCGUUCCCCUGUCCGGCGUAGCGCCGUUCUGCAACGUCACAGUCUCGUACGCGCACCCGGGGUAUGACUUUGUGUACUUCGUCAAGAAGGAUCCCGAGUUUGACGUGGGGAACAUGACGAUGGAAGAGUUUCGAGACGUGUUUAGGCAGGGCGUGGAGGAGUUCACGUCCGCGAUUGGGACGUCGCACGAUUUGAGGAGGUUCAGGGACCGCGGGGGGAAGAUGCUGAUGUGGCAUGGGAUGGCGGACCAGACGGUGAUGGUGCUGGCGGCGAGGGCGUUUUACGAACGGGCGAGGAAGCUUGAGGAGAGCCGCGGGGUGGAGAUUGAGGAAUACUGGAGGUAUUUCGAGGUUCCGGGGAUGAACCAUUGUAGUCCGCUCUACGGCGGGCCGUAUCCGUGGGAUGCGAUGGAGAGGUUGCGGAAGUGGGUUGAGGAGGGGCUUCCGCCGCAAGAUCUCGAGGCGAGAACGGUCGAGGAGCAGGACGGGAGGAGAGUGUUUGGGAAAAAGGUUAGGAGGGUUUGUAUGUUUCCGAGGGAGGGCGUGUGGGAUGGAAGUGAGUGGCAGUGUCUUUUGCCUGGUGAGAAGCUGGAUGAGAAGAGAGAGGAUCUUUGA